Dromiciops gliroides (monito del monte) is the source of this 2177-nucleotide messenger RNA. It is a transcript of the gene OSR1, whose product is annotated as odd-skipped related transcription factor 1. Bases 251 to 1048 code for a protein of 265 amino acids. Gene Ontology annotation, biological process: embryo development; regulation of transcription by RNA polymerase II; urogenital system development. The record is from RefSeq and is a predicted model, not a curated record. NCBI's taxonomy places the organism in Eukaryota, Metazoa, Chordata, Mammalia, Microbiotheria, Microbiotheriidae. The transcript is spliced from 3 exons. Gene Ontology annotation, molecular function: RNA polymerase II transcription regulatory region sequence-specific DNA binding; DNA-binding transcription factor activity, RNA polymerase II-specific. Gene Ontology annotation, cellular component: nucleus.
UCGCGGGCUCCCCGGCUGAAGGGAUCCCCGAGCAAUCCCGAGCCCAGAGCCGUCUCAGGAUCGGACUGAGCCAGAGGCAGCGGCAAGAGUGCAUAUCGGACCCGCGCGACCAGAGACUGUCCACCUCGACAGAACCAAACGUCUGUGCCCUCCGUGCCCACGGCCACUGACUGCUGAGGCGGGACAGGCAGAGAGACGAACGUCGGGGGACCGGGGCUCCUAGAGGGCUGGAAAUCGUGUUGCGACCGCCAUGGGCAGCAAGACCCUCCCGGCGCCCGUGCCCAUCCACCCGUCACUUCAGCUCACCAACUACUCGUUCCUGCAGGCUGUGAACGGGCUGCCUGCCGUGCCAUCAGAGCACCUGCCCAGCCUGUACGGCUUUAGUGCCCUGCACGCCGUGCACCUGCACCAGUGGACCCUGGGCUACCCUGCCGUACACCUGCCUCGUUCUUCUUUCGCCAAGGUGCCCGGCGCCGUGUCCAGUCUCGUGGACGCCCGCUUGCCGUUGCCCGCCUUUCCCUGGUUCCCGCACGUUAUCCAGCCCAAACCUCAGGACGGGGGAGCUGGCGGGCCGCCGCUCAAGGCCAAACCGCGCUUCGACUUCGCCAACCUGGCCUUGGCCGCCACCCAGGAGGACCCGUCCAAGCUCGGCCACGCCGAGGGCCCUGGCUCGCCUCCGCCGGGGCUCAGCGCCCUGCUCGACGUGACCAAGCUGUCGCCAGAGAAGAAGCCCACCCGCGGCCGCCUGCCCUCCAAGACCAAGAAAGAGUUUGUCUGCAAAUUCUGCGGUCGUCAUUUCACCAAGUCCUAUAACCUGCUGAUUCACGAGCGAACGCAUACCGACGAGAGGCCGUAUACUUGCGACAUCUGUCACAAGGCAUUCCGGAGACAGGACCACCUCCGAGACCACAGGUAUAUUCACUCUAAAGAGAAGCCCUUCAAGUGCCAGGAAUGCGGAAAGGGGUUUUGCCAGUCGAGGACUCUAGCCGUCCACAAGACGCUGCACACGCAAGUGAAGGAUCUCAAAGUCAACAAAAUCAAAUGCUGAAGGUCCGUGCCCACCAGGGCCCAUCGGCAGAACUCGAAGGAAGUGGCCUCCGCCCCUGGUCCCAGGCAAAAGCCCGAGAUCCCUCAGCCUGGAGCAGAGGAAGGAGGUGCCAGCUACUGGCAGGGCCGGGAGCGAAGGCCAGGCUCUGCCUCUCUCUGACGCUUAUGCCCAGGCUCCAGGGGCUUCAAGGGGCUCUCACAGGACGGACCAGGCCACCCUGGCCGCAGGCUUGUGGAUGGAGGGGCGGCGGCCAGUCCACUGCCCGCCUGGACUCAGAAACUUUGCGCCAAGAGGUGGAGCUCAAGGGUCGGUCGCGGGGCUCAAGUGGGAAAGGGCGACCCAGCCUCCGCUGAAGCCUCUGGCUCCUCCCCCCAGUGUUACUGUGACAUCGUUCCAUUGUUCCCGAGUUCCGUUGUUGCAGCGUUACUUUGUUGCUGUUAAGUGGUUGCAGCGCUACAUUGUUGCGGCAUUAUAUUACAUUACAAACUUUCUCUGUAAGUUUCCUUUCUGGGCAAAUUUCUCUUUCCUCGCUCGAGUGUGCCUAGAAUUGGCACACAGAGGUUGGAGAAAGGAGAGAGGUUAGGGAGAGGGGAGAACUUGCCGUGAGCUGCUCCCUUGCAAAUUCAAGCGGCCCCAGAACCCCAGGGGAUGCUGCGAAGCAGGCUCAUGUCGGAACGCCCCAAACACCUCCACCGCCUCGAACAAAACCCAUCAGAUUUGGAAGGUCUCCCGGUGGGGUCCUGCAGUGGACUGAGCCUCCCUCCUCCACCUCCCCACUCGCCCAUCCCUGGACUCCCUCAGUUUGCGUCCAGGAGUCCAUGAACACAGCCUGGGGGAGCCCGCGUAUAGAAACUCUGAAAGACUGAGGGACUAGCGAAGUAAACCAAGCUGGCCCCUCCCCGCUCCGCCUGGAACGUUCGGGAGGUGGCCAGGCGCGCCUGGCUUCGCACCAGGACAGAGCUCUUUAAUGGAAAAGACCAACAAGCUUGUUAAUGUGUAUUAUUAUUAUUUUUUAAUUUUCCUAACAGUGUAACCAAAGUGAGAGAGAGGUCACAUUUUCUUGGUUUCUGUAAGGCGAGAGGAGAGCGGCGGGCGGUGUGGCUGUUGGCACUUUAGGCUGAUGAUUGGG